Messenger RNA from Cervus elaphus (red deer), 6239 nucleotides. RefSeq lists its product as uncharacterized. The record is from RefSeq and is a predicted model, not a curated record. Gene Ontology annotation, cellular component: U2-type catalytic step 1 spliceosome; Prp19 complex; U2-type catalytic step 2 spliceosome. The coding region runs from base 725 to 5668 and encodes 1647 amino acids. Gene Ontology annotation, molecular function: U6 snRNA binding; pre-mRNA binding. The transcript is spliced from 16 exons. NCBI's taxonomy places the organism in Eukaryota, Metazoa, Chordata, Mammalia, Artiodactyla, Cervidae.
GCAGCUCAACCGGGACCUGUCCUUCCCCCACCCAACCGCCCUGUUGGUAGCUGAGGGAAUCCUGCCCCCGCGGCGUCUGGCCGGAGAGGGUAGGGGAAGAGGCAAGUAGGAAGGCGGCUUGCUGUAACCCUCGGGUGCGGCAUAGCGGGAGGCGUUUACCAUUCUGAGGAGCAUCCAUUUGAAAGCCCCAGUAACUGAAACCUAUUGGAGGUUAGUUCGCCACUGGAGCCUACCAAAGGUCCUUUCUUUUAUCCACCCCUCUACCUCUGUGCAGCCUCACUUAACCUCACACCUCAGGUGAGGGGGAAAUCAGAGAAGGACCAGCAGCUUGCCGGUGCUGGUAGCCUCAUUGCCAGUUUCUUCAUCCAUUUUAAGGCUACAGAUAAUCUGACACUACUCAGAAUAUCUAAGCCUUAAACAUUAACCAUCAGAAGACUUUCUCUAUUUAUUCAUUCUGAGACGUGGCACAACCAUGUCAUUUUUUCCGAUGAUAUCCUGCUGUGACAUCGUCUCCUAUUGAAGUUCAUCUGUGGGUAGAAGAGUUGAUUAUAGUUUUCGUGUAUAUGGAGGAAAAUUUGAAAGAGCAGAAAUAAAUGACGAGAAGCUACUUAACAUCACCCAGCAAAAACUUAAUAAACUUGGCAUAAUCCGAACUGCCCACCAGGAUAUCAUAUUAAAAGCAGUCACUAAUAUCUAUAAAAAAGACAAAGUUGAAGAGCAAGCUAUGCAAGGAGAAGAUCAGAAUGACAAAAAGAUGCCUACCAGAUUCAGAAAACAAAGUGAACAUCUUGAGCAUGCUAUUGACCGUGUUCUUGUCAUGAUAUCGGAAAGAAGAAGGGCACGUACUCUACAUGGCACUUAUGAACAACCAUCUGAUAACAUUCGUACUGCUGCUGUUGAAGUGAUUAAUACGGUCAAGAUGAUACUAAACAUUCUGGAAAGCCCUCCAUUUGAUUGCAUGUCAGAAUUUUCCAGUCUGAAAAACCACCUCAUUAAACAUAUUACAUUACUGAAACAUUUCUCUGAACAGUCUGAUCUCAGCCAUGAAAUGGAAUCUGAUAUGAUAGAUGUGUGCAAGGGUGUGGCUAAAAUCUAUCAUUACAUAAUUGCUCUGCCACCUGAUCUUACAGAACUGGAAACACAAAUUUCAGAAGUUAUUACCCCUGAAGAGAAGCCACGUGAUGUGAAAGUGCCAAUUGCCAUUGACCCUGAAGCAGUGAGUUUCUCAAUGGAACAUGGACCUGACUAUGUUUCUCCAACUCAGCAUCUAUCAAUGCCAAUAACUGCAACUAAUUCACCCAUUGAACAUAUAUUUCCCCUUCAAGAUGUGUCCCUUCCAAAUGAAGCAGUACCUAAUAGAUUUGAAUAUUUUUCUCUAGAAAAGCUCUGCACUCAAAGUAAUGAAGGAGCAGUUGUCAUGCCACAUGAUGAAGGAAGCUCAUCUGAAACAGAAGUUUCUGAUACAAAAGUUUCUGACAGUUCAACCAGUUAUUUUGACUAUAAAAAUCUCCAAGACCUAUCGAUAAUUGAAAGUGAUGCCCCUCUGCUGACUUCUGGCUCUGGAAGCUGUGUGAUUGAUUCUGACUCUGACAGAGGCAUUGGUAUGGACUCUGACUUAGAACAGCACUCAAAAGACUCAGACUCAGUAACAUGGGGAAUGGACUCAGAUUCAGAAAAAUGUCCCAUGGACCCAGACUCUCAGAAACACCUGCUGGAAGCAGAAAAAUUCCAGAUGGCAUCAAACCUAGAGCAACACCUAGUUGGAGUUGAACAAUGCCAGCUGGAAUUUGACUCUCUGAAACACCAUAUGGACCCAGAUUCAGAAAAAAGCCUGGCAGACUCUGAUUCUGAAAAAUAUGUGAUGGCUUCUGACAAUGAAAGACCCAGGAUAGACUCAGACUCAAAAAAAUACCCCAUGGCUUCUGCAUCUGUGAAACACCUGCUGAAGGCAGAAAAAUGCCAAAUGGCCUCAGAUUCUAUAAAACGCUUCAUGGAGUCUGAAAAAAAAAUAAUGGAGACUGAACAACACUGGCUAAUCUCUGCAUCUGAGAGAUACGUGAUGGACUCAUACAUGGAAAGGGAUGCAAUAGACUCAGACUCUGCAUCUGAGAUAUAUCUGAUGGGGGAAGGAAAACACCAGAAGAUUAGAUCUGAGAGACAUAUAAUGGACUCUGACUUUGAACCAUGUAGGAUGGACUCAGACUCAAAAAGGUAUGAGCUAGCCUCAGCCUCUGUGAAAUGCCUCAUGAAUGCUAACACAGUACAGUUGAACACUGAAACUGAGAGGCAUUAUGUCGAUUCUUGGUCUGUAAGACACACAAUGGACUUGGAUUCUGAAAGCCUGGAUAUGAGCUCUGAUUUAGUGAAUCCCAUAAUUAAGGCUGAAAAUUGCCAAAGAGCCUCUGACUUGGAAAGAUUCUGGAUGGGCCUCGGGUAUGAAUCUGAAAGAUACGUGACUGGCUCUGAAAGACAACAGUUGAACUUUGACUGUAGUAGAUGCUGGCACAGCUCUAGAAAAUACCAACACAGAUCUUCAAGACUUCAGGGUAGCUCUGGAAGAUGUCAAAAAGGCCUUCAAAAACACUGGGGUAAGUUUGAAAGACAUCAAAUAGACUCUGAUUCUGAAAAACAUGGAACAGAUUUUGAAAAUGAAAGAUAUCAAAAUGAAUUUGAAAGUGAAAGACAUAUACACAUGAUGGAGAUGGAACAGUCUCUGUUGCACUCUGAAAAUGAGAGACUUCAAAUGGAUGAAGAAAGGGAGAAAUACCUCAUAAAGUCUGAUGGUGAAAAAGAGCACAAGAUCGUACCUGACAAUGAAAGACAUGACCUUGACUCAGAAGGUGAAGCACAACGGCUUGGUGCUCGCAGAAAAGCUAACCGUCCUCAGGGUUUUUGGAGGCCUAUUUUUCUAUCACCUCCACAUAGCCAAAGAAAGGAAACUGAAGAACGACACUCUGUGCAACAAAUUGAUAACAAAGCAGUGUCCAGAAUUCAGCUUGUAAGAUACCCAAGUGAUGACAAGACUGUAAGAUUCAAAGAGAUGUCACCAACUCUGAGUGAUAAGCAAGACUCACAGCAAAAGUUAAUGGGAAAGCACAGCCACAACAUUUUUUCAAACCCAAAUACUUUCAUGGAUAAGAAGCAUCACAGAAAUGCCAGCCACAAAAUUUCUGUCUGUAAGAGUUGUUACACAGACUAUAGAUACCAACAGAGAUUUCAGAGUUCCAGGUGUCAAAUUAGUCCUAUUCAUUUCCUAAAUCCUCAGGGUUAUACCUCUGAAUUUUUGGUGCCUGUCUACCACCCUACUUCCAUGAGCCCUUGGUUUGCUGUAUGCCCCAAGACUCACAGAAAUAACACAUACACUUUAGACACUGGAGCUCUUAUAUGUUCUAAAUGUUUUGUACAAAUCAAUAAUUUUUCUUUUCAUAAGUGUCUCAUUAAUUCUGAUGAUGAUUCAGACUCUGACUGUCCUUUACAUCUCCAAGUUCCCUUGGAUUCUAAACAUUCUCUGAGUUCCAGAUCUAGUAGGCACCACAAGACUUCUCGGAACAGCCCUUUAUCUCGAUCCUUGGAUCCUGAGCAACCUGUGGGCAUCCGCUGCCCUUUCCACUGGGAGGAUUAUAAAUAUUCUUUGGGCUCAACUUCUUUUUUACACUCUGAAAGUUGCUCAGCUCUCCAAAAUCUCAUGGGCUCUACUGUUACUCAUACCUUUCCAAUGAAUCCUCAAAAUAAUAUUAGCCACCAUAGAACCCCUGGCCCAGGCAAUGUCAUCCACACCAGCAGCGUUGCUGGCCUUGAGAGCGAUGGUAAGUUUAAAUUUACUGCCAAAUUUGAAAAUGAGGCCAAUCCUGAUGAGACUAAACUGGUCAAUACUGGCAAUCUCAAAGAUAAGGCCAAAGACAAGCCUCUUUUUAAAGAUGACGCAAACCAUGAAGAUGAGACAGAUUCUGAAGAUGAGAAAGAGCCUGAAGAUGAAACAGACCCUGAAGAUGAAAGCAAUACCAAAGACAGGAAAGAUCCCAAAGAUAAGUCUGACCCUGAUAACACUGAUCCAAAAGAUAGUAAUGCUGAAAAUGAUGCAGACACAAGCAAUGAGCCUGAUCCCAGUGGUGAUGCUGACUCUACCAGUGGAGCUGAUUCUACCAGUGAUGGUGACUCUAACAGUGGAACUGAAUCCAACAGUGAACCUGACUCUAACAUUGGUAAUGCCACUAACAAUGAUGCUAACUCCAAAUGUAACACUGAUUUUGAGGAAAACAAACACGCCAACAAUUCAAAAAAUGUCUUUGUCCUAGAUAUUGAUGUUUAUCAGGAGUGUACUGCUGACUCCAAUAAUGACUCUAAUCCCAACUACACCUCUGGAUUCCAAAAUGGAGCUGGCCCAGACUGCACUUCUGGUUCCUGCAAGGGUGCUGGCUUCAGCAUUGGUUCCAGCAGUAUCAUUGGCCUCAACAAUGAACUUGGCCCCAACAAUGCACCAAGCCCUAACAUUAAUGAAUCUGGCCUCCAGAACAAUGGCUCUGGACCCCAAAAUAUAAGACUGCAUCCCUUCAGUCCUGGAUUCAGCAGCAGUGUCUCUGGCCCCAACAUUAAUGGCCUUAGACCCAAUAAUAUCCCUGUCCUAAACAACAAUAACCCUGGCCUCAACAAUAAUAGCCCUGGUCCCAAUAAUAAUAGCUCUGGCCUUGAAAAACACCCUGAUUCUAGCUAUAAUGCCAGGCUUAGUAAUGCUACUAGUUACAAUAUUGCUUUUAGUCCUAACAAGGAUGCUAACUCCAUCUAUGAAACAAAAUCCAUCAGUGCUGCUGGCCACAACUAUGUAACUAGUUCAAACCUUGAAUAUGUCCCAGGAUUUACCCAUGCAGUAGGUGCUAAUUUUGUAGAUAACCCCAACUAUAUUGCCAGAAAUAGCUAUGCUGCCAGUCCCAGCUCUACUUCUAGCACUGUCAAUGUCACUGACACCAGUUACACCACUAUUUUCACUAGUGCUAUUAGCCCUACUUAUACCAACUGUGCCUCAGACACUAACCAUGAGCCCGGAUUUACUCAUAUCAUUGGCUCCAAAUUUGUCAUCAACCCCAAUUAUCAUAUCCUAUAUACUUAUCAUAAUUCUAGUACCAGCAAUGCUAGUAAUCUCUCUGAGACCAAAUUGGAAAUCAAUCCCAGUUCCUCUAUUCCUAAUAUUGUUUAUAGUAACUCCUCAGUUUUUGUUGCUGGCACUAACUAUAUUUCUACUCCUGAAAAGUUGACCACCUCUAAAUUUUCUAAUCCAUCUAAGCUUGAUAGGAGUUAUACAAUUUUUGAUGACUACAAAUUUGGUGCCUGUUUCAAAGAUUAUCCUGGCCCCAUGGAUUCUGUUAGUUUUAAGCAUACUACUGAGUUCAAGGAUGUCCUUGAUGCCAAGGAAUCUGGCUUUUUAAAAGAUUUCUCUGAGGUCCAGAAUCCCAUUGUUAUCAAGGAAAUUGCCAGCUUAAACUUUCACUCCAAUUCAAAUAUUCCACUCCCUAGUUUUGAUAUUAUAGUAGAAGCUGAACCACCAGAUGUUGUGAAGUUUGUCAUGAUAUCAGGUGCUGUGAAUCAGUUUUUUAAGUGGAAGACAUGUUUUCUGGGGAUUUGCAGUCUAAGAUACAGCCAAAUCAUCUCCUACCCAAAGAUACUGGCAACUUAAUCAAGCUCAACCUCCAGACAGGUAGCAGAGAAAACCUCCGCCCUUGAUUAAUGAAAAGAAUACGUUGAGAUGGAAAAGACAAAGACACAGCAAAGAAGGUUUUGAGGAUAUGAGCAAAUAACUUCAAAAAUUGCAGAGUUCCAUGGGCAGUAUUUAUUAUAUGUUCUUUCUCACAUCCUCCUUCCCAUUACAUUACCAUGUCUUUAUUGUCCUUUGGGGCCAACAAUGUUGCCUUAACAUAUAUUGUGACAAUUGCCCCAUUCAUCUUCUUUGCUUCUGGCAGACUCUAGAAUUAGGAAAUGGUCCUUUCUAGCAAUCCUAUACAAAUAUAUUGUUAAUGACUCAAAAGUGCAGUUAGAUUUUUCAGCCAGAAAUUCUUUCCAUCUUUUGUGUAAGUUUCCUUCUCCAGAAGAUGAUCUUAACUUUUGACAAAUCUUGCGAUAGAUGCUUUUAAUAUUGUAAUGACCACUCUAGGUUUUAUACCACCCACAAUCAAUCAAUAUUUUAUUGUUACUGUUGUUUAUUAUUGUUAUAGUUUUAUGAGUGUGGUAAACAAAAUUAAAAUAGUUGA